Syzygium oleosum is the source of this 729-nucleotide messenger RNA. RefSeq lists its product as uncharacterized. The coding region runs from base 1 to 729 and encodes 242 amino acids. The record is from RefSeq and is a predicted model, not a curated record. The transcript has a single exon. NCBI's taxonomy places the organism in Eukaryota, Viridiplantae, Streptophyta, Magnoliopsida, Myrtales, Myrtaceae.
AUGAGCAACCGACGAAGAGGGACAGGAGGCCGAUUGGGUUCGCGAGCUAGAGUUGCAGAGGACCCCAGAGUGGAUGGAAUAUUGAGGGCACUUGAGGAGGUUGGAAUUUUAAUGGGUAGACAGAACCAAGAGCGAGCUGCUACUGUUACUGCUGCUGCAGAGGCCGUUGUUGCCGCCGCUAAUGGGGCCAAUGGAAACAGUGGAAACAAUGAAAACAAUGGGAACAACGGGAAUGGUGGGCAUCCCACUCAGGGCCAAGUAAAUGCAAAUAAGCCGAUGUCUAAGCUGGUUGAACAGUUUUUGAAGCCGAAGCCUCCGAGGUUCGAUGGUAGAGAUGAUACUAAGGCUGCACCUCGAUGGGUGGAAGAGCUAGAAAAAACUUUCGAAGUGCUGGGAUGCACUGACGAGGAAAAGGUAACCUUGGCAGUAUACCAGCUUCAAGGAAAUGCAAGCGAUUGGUGGAGAGCCAUAAGAGGCCAAGUGUUCUCUGCUGGUACUACUCUGACUUGGACCAUUUUUACUAAGACUUUUAAUGGCAAGUAUUUUUCGAAAAGUGCCCGAGAGCAGAAGUUGGUAGAAUUCAUGAGACCUCGCCAGGGUCAGAUGUCGGUAGACCAAUAUGAGGCUGAGUUUGCAAGGCUGUCCAAGUUUGCCCCAAGAAUGGUAGAGGACCCAGUGGAUAAAGCCAGGAGGUUCCGAGAUGGACUGAAGCCGGACCUCCGCAGUUAG